This is a messenger RNA of Gamsiella multidivaricata, 306 nucleotides long. RefSeq lists its product as uncharacterized. The record is from RefSeq and is a predicted model, not a curated record. Lineage: Eukaryota; Fungi; Mortierellomycota; Mortierellomycetes; Mortierellales; Mortierellaceae. Bases 103 to 291 code for a protein of 62 amino acids. The transcript is spliced from 2 exons.
UAAGGGGUUUCAGUCUCGCAUGGCGCCGAAAAAGCGUUGAAGUAGGCGGGGACUGCAAAAUGUGGAAAAUCCCUUUCAGCUUUAUUAUACUCGGUAGCGUCAAUGUGCAGUGGGAGACGAGAGAGUAUUCGGAUCCAUCGCCAUACAUCAUCAAAUGCAUCCAUCAAUCUAUCGGGGCUCAGGAUGCACAUACCAGCGCCCGUCAUGAUCGAAUGUGCUAUCCUUUCAGUUUCUGGAAAAAAUAUGGAUCGACACGCACACGCAUCCACCCUUCGUCAUCUAGGACCAUGAAGCACAACAACCAAU